Dothidotthia symphoricarpi CBS 119687 is the source of this 1891-nucleotide messenger RNA. RefSeq lists its product as uncharacterized. Gene Ontology annotation, biological process: amino acid transmembrane transport. NCBI's taxonomy places the organism in Eukaryota, Fungi, Ascomycota, Dothideomycetes, Pleosporales, Dothidotthiaceae. Gene Ontology annotation, cellular component: vacuolar membrane. The transcript has 4 exons. Bases 111 to 1643 code for a protein of 510 amino acids. The record is from RefSeq and is a predicted model, not a curated record. Gene Ontology annotation, molecular function: amino acid transmembrane transporter activity.
CUCUGCAACACAUUGCACAACCGAACAUACAACGUGUGGUUAAUGCUGCCGGAAUCGUCUUCUCGUCGUCCCUCCUACACUCCGUACAAGAAGUGCAUCCGCUGCGUGAAAUGGCGUUAGGCUUGUCCAAGAAGAAGGCUGCUCCAGCCGGAGCCAACACUACUACAAACUCCACCUCUGUCAAGGAUGACAGGUUCUCCAACGAGAAGGACUAUGACCCCGAGGCGGGUGUGGCCGGCGAGCCUCGUCUCGGCAGGGUCACGACACCUGCUCUGGGGGACGACAGCAGCGGUAAUAGCAUUACGGUUGGCAAGCAAAUGGAGAUGGAGGCCGAGAAUGCUAUCAAGUACCGCACUUGCAGCUGGCCGAAAACUGCAGCUCUGCUGUUCUCUGAGUACAUUUGUUUGGCUAUCAUGUCGUUCCCGUGGUCGUACUCUUUGCUUGGUCUUGUGCCGGGCUUGAUCUUCACGGUCUUUAUUGCUGGUUUGGUCCUCUAUACGUCCUUGACCACCUGGCAUUUUUGUCUGCGCCAUCCUGAGAUCAGAGACGUAUGCGACCUCGGACAAAUGAUUUUCUGGAAUAAGCCCUGGGCCUUCUACUUCACCGCCGUCAUGUUUCUGCUGAACAACACGUUCAUUAUGGCACUACAUUGCCUUACGGGCGCUAAGUGGUGGAACACGAUAACAGGCCACAGCAUCUGCACGGUUGGAUUCUCAGCCAUCACGGUAACUAUCUGCUGGUUCGCCUCGCUCCCUCGAACGUUCUCGACUCUCGCCACUAUUGCGACUUUCUCCGCCUUCUUCACGUUCAUCUCCGUGGUCCUGGCUAUGGUCUUCACUGGCAUUGAAGGACACCCCGCCGGUUAUCCGGAAAUGGGCGACCCGCAAGUUUUUGCGACUCCAGGUCCUGACACCACGUUCGUCAUGGGCAUGAGCGCUUUCCUAAACAUCAGCUACACCUUCAUCGGCCAAAUCACCCUUCCCAGUUUCAUCGCCGAGAUGAGAGAACCCAAGGACUUCCCGAAAGCACUCUGGGCCGUGACCAUUUGCGAAAUCAUCGUCUUCGCCCUGGCUGGUUCCAUCAUCUACGUCUACACUGGCACCCAGUACAUGACCGCGCCAGCUUUUGGCUCCAUCUCAAACGAGACGUACAAGAAAGUCGCCUUCACAUUCAUGGUGCCCACGAUCAUCUUCCUGGGUGUCCUCUACGCCUCAGUGUCCGCGCGAUUCAUCUUCUUCCGCAUCUUCGGCGGCACGCGGCACAUGGGCAGCCACACGGUUGUAGGCUGGGCCUCGUGGGCCGGAAUCCUCGCCGUACUCUGGAUCUUCGCCUUCAUCAUCGCAGAGGUGAUCCCGUUCUUCUCCGAUCUGCUCUCGCUCAUGAGCUCGCUCUUCGACUCCUUCUUCGGCUUCAUCUUCUGGGGCGUGGCGUACAUGCGCAUGAGGCAGGCUGAUCACGGACCGGGGUUCUGGAAAAAGCGCGGAAUGAGGGGGUAUCUUGGGUUCUUCUUCAAUCUUGGCCUGUGCUUCAUUGGCGUGUUCUUCCUAACCGUGGGGACGUAUGCUACGGUGCAGUCUAUUAUCGAUGGGUAUAAGACUGCGAAUUUUGGCGGGCCGUUCAGUUGCGCGAGUAACGGGUUGUAAGCGAGUCACCACGACGAUGAUCGUGUGGGGGGUUUGCUGGGAUUCAAAAACUGUUUAUGUAGGCGUCUUGUAUACCCUAUGAGAGGAGUUAUGGCUUUAAUACACAAGGAAAUGGACUGGGAAAGAGGGGACACGGAAAACUCGGAGCAUACACACGGUCUAAUCAAGAGAAUCUGGAUAUGAAAACAAUGGAAAUAAUCUUCUAUGAAGACAGUAGAUCAUUAUUAAUAAGAUGAAUUGCCUCGGAG